Messenger RNA from Sebastes umbrosus (honeycomb rockfish), 835 nucleotides. RefSeq lists its product as uncharacterized. Bases 134 to 532 code for a protein of 132 amino acids. The transcript has 4 exons. The record is from RefSeq and is a predicted model, not a curated record. Lineage: Eukaryota; Metazoa; Chordata; Actinopteri; Perciformes; Sebastidae.
UCCAGGGAACUCCGUCUCCAUGGCGACGGUAAACAGGUCUGUUCAGUGUAACUUACACACAGUUGAAACAUUAGCCGGACAGCGAGAAGGAACACAAACACACUAACAGACACCCAACCAGCAGUCUGGACAGAUGGCGGAUUCACAGCGAACAUCUGAACCAAUCAACUCUGUGCAUCGAGAUGAAAUCUGGAAAGCACAUGUAAAAGUUGAGAAGAAUUCGGCUGAUAUCUGGCCCAACAAGUGGGGCUUCCUAACUGAGGCCUACAAGGAGUACCAGAGGGAGAAUGUGAAGCUGAAGGAGGCGCUCAGAGAGGAGCAUCCCCAUCAACACCUGGCAGCACGACCUCCGACCCCUCAAGAAAAUAUCACCCAAGUUGGCCCCUCUCCUCCAGUCCCUAAGACAACUCAGGCCCUGAUUGGUUGGCGUUCAGCUCAUUCGCAUCUUCAGCUGGAAAAGUAUGCCGCGGUGCGUCAUGGGAGGCGUAGUUUUCUGAAGGAGCUGGGCUGGCCUUUAAACGCUUGCAUCUGACUGGAAACCUCCAUUCUGUGUCGUCCUGGCUACUACUACUGUUCUUCAUUAUGCAUUUGCAGCUCCUUCAUCAAGAUAGUCUUUAGAAAUACACGGAGCCAUGUUUGUUCUCCAGUCUGUCCUCCAACAUUCCAGUAACAUCCAGUAGUUAUUAUUUGCUUUCUGAGCGUUGACUCAAUGCUUUGGUUGUAGUUUACAUACACAUACACAUACAUAGAUGUACAUUGCUUUAAUGUUGCGGGUUUCUUUUUUUUUACUUGUGAAUUUCACCAAGGGAUCAAUAAAGUCUUAUCUUUAUCUAUA